Molecule: messenger RNA, 1398 nt
Organism: Malus domestica (apple)
Lineage: Eukaryota; Viridiplantae; Streptophyta; Magnoliopsida; Rosales; Rosaceae
Source: RefSeq, a predicted model, not a curated record
AUUUCUAGGCAAGUUUAUGUUUCUUAAGUAUCUGAAUCUUUCCCACAAUUAUUUCGAGGGUGAAUUGCCUAAAGAAGGGAUGCAAGUGGAAUUUCAAUUCUCGGAAUUGAUAGGGUUUGUGGUGGCAUCCCACAAUUACUUCUACCUGCAUGCUCCAACAAAAAGCCUCAUUCAUCUCAUGGACUACUUAAAGAAGUCAUUCCUAUAACUUGUGCACUUGCACUCGUAAUUGUGCUAUCGUGCUUCAUUGUUGCUCAUUCAAGACGCAAACUUGUAACUUUGUCUUCUCAUAAGGAUUGGAAAUUGGGUGUUUCUUACUCGAAGCUUGUUGAAUCAACUAAUGGGUUCUCCAUGGCCAAUCUUAUUGGCACGGGAAGUUUUGGUUCGGUUUACAAAGGCAUAAUCCCUAGCGAUGGAACUGUAGUUGCAGUUAAGGUAUUGAACCUUCAACAAGAAGGAGCUUUCAAUAGUUUCAUCUGUGAAUGUAAUGCUUUAAGAAGUAUAAGGCACCGUAAUCUUCUCAAGAUCGUAACUUUCUGCUCAAGCAUUGAUAAUCAAGGUAAUGACUUCAAAAGUUUAGUUUUCGAGUACAUGGAAAAUGGAAGUCUGGAUGCGAGGUUGCACCCAAUAGAUGAUGAGAACUCUGAAAUGAAGAGAUUGAGCCUUGUCCAAAGACUCAAUAUUGCAAUUGAUGUUGCUUCUGCAUUGGAUUACCUCCACCACCAUUGUGAUACGCCGAUUGUUGAAUGUAAUCUAAAGGUGGCUCAUGUUGGUGACUUUGGUUUAGCAAGGUUCCUCUUGAAGGCAUCUGAUGAUCCCUCUCAAAGUCAAACCAUGUCAACCGGGUUAAAGGGUUCAAUAGGUUACAUUCCUCCAGAGAACGGCACGGGAGGCCAAGUCUCUACACUAGGAGAUGUUUAUAGUUUUGGAAUAUUGUUGCUAGAAAUGUUCACGGGAAAAAGGCCUAUAGAUGACAUGUUCAAAGAUGGUCUAAGCAUUCACCAAUUCACAGCGAUGUCAAUGCAUGACCAUGUCUUGGACAUAAUUGAUCCUUUAUUGCUCAUUGAAGGCAAAGAUGACGAUGACAGAUGCGGCAAUGACGCACAAGAAAGACCAUUUACAAGAUAUCUUGAGCAAAACCCAGUUCAAGGAAGACGAUUGGAGGAAUGUUUGGUUUCAGUGAUGCAGUUAGGACUUGCAUGCUCUGCAACAACCCCAGGAGAUCGGAUGCUUAUGAACGUUGUUGUCAACAAAAUGAAGACAAUUAGAGACUCAUAUAUCUGAGUUCAAGAAGAAGAAGCAUUUUAUAAUUAUAUAGAAGAAUUAGGGAAUAAUUUGUUUAGUUUAUGCUCUUAUUUGUCUUGGCUUACUCCACACUAAGCACUAUGUACGUAUUUC